Gossypium arboreum is the source of this 1395-nucleotide messenger RNA. RefSeq names its product GRF1-interacting factor 1. Bases 367 to 1056 code for a protein of 229 amino acids. The transcript has 5 exons. Gene Ontology annotation, biological process: positive regulation of transcription by RNA polymerase II; leaf development; cell population proliferation. NCBI's taxonomy places the organism in Eukaryota, Viridiplantae, Streptophyta, Magnoliopsida, Malvales, Malvaceae. Gene Ontology annotation, cellular component: nucleus. The record is from RefSeq and is a predicted model, not a curated record. Gene Ontology annotation, molecular function: transcription coactivator activity.
AACCCUUUUUUUAUGAAUAAUUUUUUUCCCUACUGAAAACAGAGAGAAAAUAGCUUUCAAAGUGCUGAGAACCUCACACACCCUGCACUGUCUUCUCUUUCUGCCUUUGUUUUUCUCUCCUCGUGUUAUUUGUAACUAAGGGAAAAACAAAACAACAAUAACAAUAAUAAUAGCAAUAAUAUUAAUAGUGAGAGGCGAGAAAGAAAGUUAAGAAACAUAGAAAAUAGCAAAAGGUGAUUCUCCUCUUUCAGCUCAGCGUGUUUUGCAUACAAAAAGAGAAAAAGAGUGAGACAAAUAUAUAUAUUAAAACUUUUAUAUAUUUUUUAAAAUAUUUGGAGAGUCUGUGUGUGGAUAUAAAGAAAGAAAAUGCAGCAGCACCUGAUGCAGAUGCAGCCCAUGAUGGCAGCUUAUUAUCCCAACAACGUCACUACUGAUCAUAUUCAACAGUAUCUCGAUGAGAACAAGUCAUUGAUCUUAAAGAUUGUUGAGAGCCAGAAUUCUGGGAAAUUGAGUGAAUGUGCCGAGAACCAAGCAAGGCUGCAGCGAAACCUCAUGUACCUGGCUGCCAUUGCGGAUUCUCAACCCCAACCACCCACCGUGCAUGCACAGUUUCCAUCUGGUGGUAUCAUGCAGCAAGGAGCUGGGCACUACAUGCAGCACCAACAAGCUCAACAAAUGACACAACAGUCGCUUAUGGCUGCUCGGUCCUCAAUGUUGUAUUCUCAGCAACCAUUUUCUGCACUGCAACAACAACAGCAGCAAGCUUUGCACAGUCAGCUUGGCAUGAGCUCUGGCGGAAGCACAGGCCUUCAUAUGCUGCAAACUGAAUCUAGUACUGCAGGUGGCAGUGGAGCACUUGGGGCCGGAGGGUUUCCUGAUUUUGGACGUGGUUCUUCUGGAGAAGGCAUCCAUGGUGGCAGGCCAAUGGCAGGUGGAAGCAAGCAAGAUAUCGGGAGUGCCGGCUCAGCUGAAGGUCGUGGAGGAAGCUCUGGUGGUCAGGGUGGUGGUGAUGGGGGUGAAACCCUUUACUUAAAAGCAGCCGAUGAUGGGAACUGAAAGGUAACACCAGUUGGUCCUACGGAUCUGUUUUAUCAUUGAAAAACGGAUGGAAUGGGAGGAAAUUUUCUUGCUCAAGGAACUUGUUCCUUAUGCCAAAAAAAGAAGCUAGGAAAUAGGCUUUAGACCUUAAACCAUUUGGUUUUAUGGUUUUCAAGUGUGAGACACUGCAUCUUAUGGUAAUCGAACAUGUAAAUUUGUGGGGUCUCAUGUUUCAGCAUUCCUUAAUUUUGUGUUUUAGUUAAUGUGGUUAUGGUUCACUUUUAUUAUGACUCUGUUUCGACCAUGUUUCAGUGGAUGAAUUUUGUAUGGUCAUUUACAGAGGUUGCAUAUGAAAAA